Molecule: messenger RNA, 3846 nt
Organism: Vidua macroura (Pin-tailed whydah)
Lineage: Eukaryota; Metazoa; Chordata; Aves; Passeriformes; Viduidae
Gene: ZRANB3
Product: zinc finger RANBP2-type containing 3
Exons: 20
Coding region: 120-3134 (1004 amino acids)
Biological process (GO): replication fork processing; DNA repair
Cellular component (GO): nuclear replication fork
Molecular function (GO): nucleic acid binding; zinc ion binding; ATP binding
Source: RefSeq, a predicted model, not a curated record
CUGAGAAAGAAGCUGCUUCCUUUUCAGGAAAAGGGCAUCAUAUUUGCACUUCAGAGAAGUGGCAGGUGUAUGAUUGCUGAUGAGUGCCUUCCUCUCUGAGAUACCCUUGGGUGGAUGAGAUGGAGAAGUGGAUUCCAGAACUCUCUCCAGAUGACAUUAGCAUCAUUCAGAACAAAACUGAUAUUGGGGGAAUAUCAACAAGCAAGGUAACAAUUCUGGGGUAUGGGCUGUUAACAUCUGACGCACAGACUUUGGUAGACACUUUGUACAGGCAGAAGUUUAAGGUGGUUGUGAUUGAUGAGUCACACUAUAUGAAAUCCAGAAAUGCCACCCGUAGCAAGAUUUUACUGCCAAUUGUUCAGAAAGCUCUCAGAGCUGUUCUCCUUACUGGAACUCCUGCUCUAGGAAGACCUGAAGAGCUCUUCAUGCAGAUUGAGGCACUGUUUCCAAGAAGGUUUGGAACUUGGAAUGAAUAUGCUAAAAAAUACUGUGAUGCUCGUGUCAGGUUUUUUGGUAAAAGAAGGCAAUGGGAUUGUAGAGGAGCUUCAAACUUAGAGGAACUACAUCAACUUUUAAGUGAAAUAAUGAUCAGAAGACUGAAGAAUGACGUCCUAACUCAGUUGCCUCCCAAAGUCAGACAGCGUAUUCCAUUUGACCUCCCACAAGCUGCAGCAAAGAAUCUGAAUGCCACUUUUGCAGAGUGGGAGAAAUUAAUGAGAAGUCUGAGUUCAGAUGCCACUGAAAGCCACUUUUCUCAAGUCAUGAAUCUGAUCACACGCAUGUAUAAGGAAACAGCCAUUGCCAAGGCAGGAGCAGUCAAGGACUACAUCAAAAUGAUGCUUGACAAUGACAAACUGAAGUUCCUCGUCUUUGCCCAUCACCUGAGCAUGCUGCAAGCCUGCACAGAGGCAGUGAUAGAGAGCAAGGCUCGCUACAUCCGAAUAGAUGGGAGUGUUCCCUCUGCAGAGAGGAUUCACCUCGUCAAUCAGUUCCAGAAGGACCCCGAAACCCGCGUUGCUAUUUUGAGUAUUCAGGCAGCUGGUCAGGGUUUAACAUUCACUGCUGCCACUCACGUUGUGUUUGCUGAAUUAUAUUGGGAUCCAGGCCACAUUAAACAAGCAGAAGACAGAGCACACCGCAUUGGGCAGUGCAGCUCGGUGAACAUUCACUUCCUGAUUGCCAAAGGAACCAUGGACACCCUCAUGUGGGCAAUGCUCAACCGCAAGGCCAAAGUCACAGGCAGCACCUUGAAUGGCAAAAAAGAGAAAAUGCAGGCUGAAGAAGGUGAUAAGGACAAAUGGGAUUUUUUGAGUUUUGCUGAAACCUGGACCCCAAAUGAAAGUCUAGAAGAUCCCCAAAAUGAACUUUUAUUUACACAUUUUGAAAAGGACAGACAGCAUGACAUACGUUCCUUCUUUUCCCCCAAAUCCUCCACGGAGAAGAAACGCAAAAGAUUUUCUGGUGAUGAAUUGUUACAUAAUGAUUCAGAAUCUUCUGCAGUCACAAUAGAAGAGGAUGCAGAGAAGAGUGAUGAAAACUUGGAUUCCACAAGGAUAAGUGAGGUGGAGGCAAUUUGUGAUGAAGACACUUGUGAACAUGAAGCCAAAAGAGCAAAGAGCAUAAGUGGAUUGACCCCAGUCAGCUCCAGUAAUAAAAAGAAAGCAUCUUUGACUGGAAAAAAGCCUUCUUUGUUUUCAGAAAAAAACAGUCAACUUCGUCCUUGUGGCUUAAAUACUUCAAGUGAAAGUACAGCUUUAGAUAAAGUUUGGCACUGCAGUGCUUGCACUUACACUAACAAUGCUCUGCUGCCUUACUGUGAGAUGUGCCAUUGGCCCCAGAGCAGGGAUGGUGAGAGAAAUGGUGAAGCUCCCAGGAGCCAGACGGAAGAAGGUGUGUCAGAGGAGCUCAGGAGAGAUGGAGAGAGAGCAGAAGGCAGUGCUGAAGGCAGAAGAGGAAAUUUGGGGGAAUUGGAGGCCCAGAAAUCUCUUGAAAUCAGAGAACAGCAAACUGUUGGCACUGAAAAGGAAGAAAGCGAAAAAGAACGUGGAGAAGAUAAUUCAGACACAUUCCAAAUAUAUGAUGGGCUUAUGUUUUGUGCAAGCAGGAAUACUGAUAGAAUCCACCUCUAUACAAAGGAUGGUGAACCACUGAAUCAUAAUUUCAUUCCACUGGACAUACAGCUGGAUAACUGGGAAGAUUUACCAGAGACUUUCCAGAACAAAAAAAAUCGUGCAUUGAUCCUGAGGUUUGUGAGAGAAUGGACUCAUUUAACAGCAAUGAAACAGAAGAUUGUCAGAAAAAGUGGUCAGAUAUUCUGUAGUCCCAUUCAUGCUGCAGAGGAGCUGUCUAAAAAGCAGUCAGUGGGCAGCAGCACAAAGAGGUAUGUGACCAGGGAGGAUGUGGCAGCAGCCUCGCUCUCCAAGGCCAGCAGCAGCGGGGGCAGUGUUCGCCUCAUCUCCAAAGAAAUGGGGGCUUCUCUGGACAAAGGUGCUUCUUCUCCUAAAGCAUCCACAAAAUUGCUUUCAGAAACUGGAAAUGAUCCCUCAGCCCUUCCUCCGGGGCAGACUGAUGCUGGAGGCUCCUCCCUGUCCAAAGGGUAUCUGCAGGCCCUGGACAACCAGGGGACCCCGCUGUGUCUGAGCUGCCAGCAGCCAACAGCUCAGCCCCCGCCCGGCUGCCCCGCCUGGGACACGCGCUUCUGCUGCCACGCCUGCCAGGAGGACUUCUCCAUCCGCUCCAGCCAGAGCUACCUCCGCUCCAAGGUGUUCCAGAUCGAGCACGGCGUGUGCCAGUGCUGCCAGCACAAUGCCCAGGAGCUUUAUCUCAGCCUCAGGGAUGCACCCAGGAGCCACAGGAAGCAGCUUUUGGAGAGCUCUUGGAUGUCUCACCUUCCCCUUGGGCAGCUGAAUGAGAUGAUCAGGAGCCCGACGGAGGGGCAGUUCUGGCAGGUGGACCACAUCCAGCCCGUGUACAGCGGAGGAGGACAGUGCUCCCUGGAGAACCUUCAGACCCUGUGCACAGCCUGCCACAGGGAGAGAACUGCAAAACAGGCCAAGGAAAGAAGCCAGCUGAAGAGGAGGUCUUUAGCUACAAAGUAUGCCUGUGAUAUCACCAAAUUUUUGGUGAAGAAGUAAAAAGCACAAUACAUUCAGGUACAUCAUAUAGUUAGAGUUUUCCUCUUGCACUGAUUUAACAGAAAUUGAUGUUACCAUGCUGUUGGUAGAAAGAAGAAAAUAAGGAAUUAAACCAAAGAAAUUAUCUGUAACAUCCAAAGUACUUGAUCAUCAUGUUUUUUAAUGGCCCUGGUUUAAAGCUGAAUUUCUGUGUGUAACUUUAAUGCCAUUUUGAAGCAUUAUGGUUUCCUCUUGCAGGGUAGUUAGGGCUGCAAGAACUUAAGGAAGUUCUGUUGAACCUGCUGGUGGUAUUACAGAGUUCAAUUGUAUUGGGAACUUCAUGGACCUAGAAGAUGUCUUAGUUUUAAUUUCUUUUUGUUGCUCACAUACCGAAACCAGAGAAUAAAAUACAGUGAUUGUGACAACAACUAGCACAAGUGAUUUGUUUCCUCUAGUGCUGCUCACGCACAGGCUGACUCCUGGCAUGGACCUGACUUACAGGAUUUUGGCAUUUAGAAUUGAUGUCAGUUGAAUUCUGGUUUUAUUUAAACCAGCUUGUAUUGAAAUGUUACUCAGGAUAGGAAACAUUAAAUAUUAGCAAUUAUCAAAGGUGGUUUCUGGGAAAUGCUACAGUCAAAUUCUCCUUAAUGAGAUGGCAGAGAUACUGGUAAUUUUGGACUGCUUACCUGGCUUGCUUUAGUUACUUUAAAUAAAUACAGCUCUUUCUCCUGUA